CAAUUGAAAAAUGUUCAGUCCAAUAAUUCCCAUUUUAGAACGAAGCUAAGGCCAAGGCCAAAGUUGCUAUAACAAACAGGCAACCCGCCCAAAAACGAAAAACGGGCUUAUCGACCGCCGUCUUCAACCUUCUAAACCCCAGCUUCUCUGUUUCUUCGAAUGCAAACUUAACAAUGGCGAAGAAAUCAAAGGAACACCGCAACAAAACUUCAACUUCUAAAUCUGAAGAAAAUCCCGCAACUCCUAAAAACAUUCUCAACAAAUUAUUCGGCGAAAUCUCAGAUGCUGAACCCUCUAAUUCUUUGUUUUCCUCAGAAAAUCCCUUCCGCAGAAAACCGACGGAAGUUUCAGAAACCCUAAAAAUUGCGGAGGUUGAGAAACCUGAAAUUAAGAUAAAGAAGAGGAAUAAGGACGAAAUUGUUGUAGAGGAAGGUAAGAAAUUGAAGAAAGAGAAAUUGGGGAAAAACCCUAAUUUGGGAAUUGUUAAUGGGGAGGAAAACAAUGUGAAAUUGGAAGAGAAGGAGAAGGAGAAGAAGAAGAAGAGGAAGAGAGAUGAAUUGGAGAGGGAUUAUGAGGUGAAGAAAUAUGGAGUUGCUCCAGAAGUGGUGGAAGAGGAGAAAGAGAAAGUGGUGGGUGGGAAGAAGAGGAAGGCCAUGGAUAAUCCUGCAGAAAUGAUGGUUUCUCCAGAAGGGUAUGAUGAUGAAAGUAAACUUUUGAGGACUGUUUUUGUUGGAAAUUUGCCUUUGAAGAUCAAGAAGAAGGUUUUGUUGAAGGAGUUUAGUAAAUUUGGGGAGAUUGAUUCAGUUCGAAUUCGGUCUGUUCCCACAUUGGAUAGUAAGAAGCCGAAGAAGGUUCAGGUGAUACAUGGGAAACUCAAUGAGGCAGCUGACAGUGUCAAUGCCUACAUUGUUUUCAAAACAGAGCAAGCUGCUGAAGCUUCCUUGGCCCAUAAUAUGUCUAUGGUUGGUGGAAAUCAUAUUCGUGUUGACAGGGCAUGCCCACCUCGGAAGAAAUUAAAAGGAGAGGAUGCUUCAGCUUCUCUUUAUAGUAACAAGAGGACACUUUUUGUGGGUAAUUUGCCGUUUGAUGUGAAGGACGAGGAACUUUAUCAGUUGUUUUGCAGUAUCAAGCAGCUGGAAUCUAGCGUUGAAGCUGUUCGAGUUGUCAGGGAUCGUCACACAAGUCUAGGGAAGGGGAUAGCUUAUGUCUUGUUCAAAACAAGGGAAGAUGCUAACUUUGUUUGUAAGAAACACAAACUGAAGCUCCGAGACCGUGAAUUGAGGAUUUCUCAUGCCAAGUCAAACACUCAAUCUACACCCUCCAAAACACCUUCCAUAACACCUUCCAAGAGGAGAAGUUCAUUUUCUGGUGACUCAGAAAGCUCCCCUGCUAAGAAGUUUUCAGCAGGUCCAAAGACUCCAAGAGGUCGCUACAAGUUGAGUGUCGGAGGUGAUACCUCAUAUCAAGGUUUACGUGCAAGUAAAUCUGGCGAGAAAAAGAUGACUCCCUCUAGAAGAACUCCUGCUACACCAGCUGUCGUGAAAUCUGGAUUGAAGAGUGGAGAUAAAAUCAAACAGAGAAAGGAUAAAAGACCAUCAGUAGCAGCCAGAAAGGCAAAAGCAAAUGCUAUGCUGAGUGGUGGUGCUUCCAUCAAAGGAGGGAACAAAAGGAAGAUGGAUGCUAGAACUCCUCUCAGUUCUAACAACAAGAAGAAGGCUAAGAAAUCCAAAUGAAAGAGCUGUAGUGUUUAACGAUCGUCUGUCCAUUGUUGCUCUUUGAAAUAUGUUCAAGUUUUUACUCAAAAGGAGAGAUUGUUGUAAUUUGAUCUGAGCAGUCGAUACAACCUUGUAUUAGGUUGUGCAGUUUUCUACUAUACAUUGUAAACUGAGCAUGACUUUUUGGCUAAAUAUGAGUUAGUUAGAUUUUUUUUUUCCA
Messenger RNA from Beta vulgaris subsp. vulgaris (sugar beet), 1935 nucleotides. RefSeq lists its product as uncharacterized. The transcript has 6 exons. The record is from RefSeq and is a predicted model, not a curated record. Lineage: Eukaryota; Viridiplantae; Streptophyta; Magnoliopsida; Caryophyllales; Amaranthaceae. The coding region runs from base 174 to 1733 and encodes 519 amino acids. Gene Ontology annotation, molecular function: RNA binding.